AGUGUUACAUUUAGUGUUAUAAAAGGUAGACGUGCGUUUGUUUAGACAAGAAGUGUUACAUAUCAAAAUACAACAGUGUUUUAGACCGGUUCAAAAUGAAACGUAAUGACGUAAUUCUGCGUUUAGCUCUAAAGGAUAAAAGAAAUAUACCCGCCGAUUCAUUCGAUCAUCAAAAGAUUGGGGGAACAAACUUGCAAGAAUCAAGAGAAAAAUCGGAUUUUGAUAUUAUUGACAAUCUAUCAGAAACCGGGAAAAUUGACUUCGAUAUACCACAAUGUAACCUCGCAAGAGCUAAUCAAGAUUUCAUAGCUAAUUUCGAUUUGCCAAAUGAUCUUCAGACUCAAAGUGAAAAAUAUGAUUUAACAAUAAGUAAUUCUGCCACUUACAAUACUGAAGUGAUACCAUCUACAAGUUCAAUAGAAGUUAAAGACCAGAGUUCCAAGCAAAUCGAGAAGCCUAUUGAUGACUCGUCUACCGAUUCUUCUUCAGAUACAGAAAGUACAUGUUCUUCAGACACUUCUAGUUCAACUUCAAAUGAGGAUAGUGAUGAUUCGGUGAAAGAUCCAGAUUUUCAAAUUAAGGAACGUCGUUCCAUUAAAAUCUCUGACGAUUCCGAAACUGAAGACAACGUUGGUAACCAAGCUACACCUGCAGCUACAUCUUCAGUAUCAACAUUGUACUCAAACCUAGAUGACACGAUACCAGACACGAAAAAACGAAGCAGAAAACGUGUAGCGAAACCAACCGAAUGGUUACAAAAUAAAUGUAUAAUCCUCAGAAAUGCAGGAUCUGCUUACGUAACACUAAAAACAAAGGUAAAGAAGGAUGCUAGAAAAAUUAAACCACCGUGUAGCGAACGUUGUCGGUUAAAGUGCAAAGAAAAAUUUUCAGAAGUGGAUAGAGAAGCUGUUUUUAAAGAGUUAUGGGAACUUAAAGAUAUUAACCGCCAAAGAGAUUUUAUCAACAGGCAUAUGGCGCCAAUAAAGCGAAAAUAUAGAUACACGACUACUCAAAAAGGGAGACAGUUAAAUCAUGCAUUUUACUUGACCAAAAUGGGAUGUCAAAUCCAAAUCUGCAAGACAUUCUUCAUGAAUACAAUAGACAUCAAUAAUAGAGUAAUACAGACCGUAAUCAAGAAGAGGACAUCUGCUGGUUUCGUUGAAGAGGACAAAAGAGGCAAACAUCACAGUCAUCACAAAUUGCCUGAAUGUGUUAAGGAAUCUAUUCGCAACCAUAUUAAUUCAAUCCCCCGCAUCGAGAGCCAUUAUUUGCGACAGCAAACUGCAAGGGAGUUUAUUGAGGGUGGAAAAACAAUAGCUGAUCUUCACCGUGAGUACGUAGAAGAAUGUGGGCUUAAUAAUAGACCUCACAGCAAUUAUGUAAUGUAUGCAAAAAAUUUUAACACAGAGUUCAAUUUAGGUUUUUUUGAGCCAAAAAAGGAUCGCUGUGAGCUGUGUGUUGCUUAUGAAAUCGCAGAGGACAAACAACAUCUUCAACAGAUAUAUGAUCAACACCUUUUGGAAAAGCAAUUGUCACGACAGGAAAAACAGUGCGACAAAGAUAACGCUUCGGAAACAAAUAUAAUAGCAGUUUAUGAUCUUCAAGCUGUUCUGCCAGUUCCAAAAGGUGACGUAUCUGUUUUUUACUACAAAAGUAAAUUGAACUGUUUUAACUUUACGGUGUCCAACCUUGCAACUAAAGCAACUGAAUGUUACUUCUGGCAUGAGGGCAUAGGUAAUCGUGGUUCUGAUGAAAUUGGUAGUUGUAUUCUCCAGUUUAUAGAAAAAAUAUUGUCUCAAAUUAAUGAUGGUUCUGCUAUUGACAUAACCUUUUAUUCAGACAACUGCGGAGGGCAAAAUAAAAACAAGUUUAUAAUGGCUCUAUACGCCUAUUGCGUACUCAAAUACGAUAGACUGAAAUCUAUUACACACAAAUUUUUAGUGACUGGACAUACUCAAAAUGAAGGCGAUUCAGUGCAUUCGGUAAUUGAGAAAUGCAUUAUAAGGAGUUUGAAAUCUGGCCCAAUUUACGUGCCUUCUCAAUAUGCACAAAUUAUAAGAACAGCCAAAAAAACUGGGCCCCCAUACUCGGUGAAUGAGCUUUCAUUUAAUGACUUUAUAUCCCUGAAGAAGUUACAUGCAGAACUACGUUUCGGUACGGGUAACAUUAAAUUAAAAGACGUCAGGGUCGUUAAAUUCAUGAAAGAAACACCUCGUGUUUUUUAUUACAAGAAUUCUUAUGGAGACGAAGGAUUUUCGGAAGCUAAAAUUUGGCGAACACAUCCUGAGGUUCUGCCUGGACUAAAACCUGCUUACAUCAGACAGCUCUCAAUAAGCGAGAGGAAGAAAGCUGAUUUGAUGAGUUUGAUUAAUAGUAAUCAUAUACCACAGUUUUAUGCGCCUUUUUACAACCAAUUGUAAUUGAAUAAAUACCAAUAAUUUUUUGAUAACUAUGCACCCUAAUUAAAAGACGACUGAAACUUAGAUUUCAUCUGUGAUUUUGAUUUUAUAGUGAUGAUUACAGUUCCUAUUUAGUAUUUAAACAUUAUUUCAUUAAGAAGAACGUUAAACCAAAUAUUAUUUAAGAGUAACUUAAUUAAGUACUACCUGAACUUGUACUGUAAAGUGAUUCGAUAAAAUUGUGAUGUCUAGAAUAGUUUACAUUUUUGUUUUAGUUAAAAUUUUUGAAUAUUUAUGUUAGAGUUGAUUUUGUUACUAAGUCUACAGCUAUAUAAAUAUUGUUUAGUUCAAAAAAGUUUAAAUAACUGCCUAAUUUUUAUUAUAAUAAGAAUUGUUACAUUUGUCAUACUGUAUUUUUGUUAGUAAAAGUUCAAAUAGUUAUCUAAAAUACUGUUACAAUUAGGAAUUUUCAGGUUAUUUUUCAGGAAAUUUGAAAAAUAUCUUACGUCAUUUAAACAUAUUUUUGUAAGCUUUUCAAUUAUAUAUAAUUUGUAUCACUUUAUACUAAUACUACAAGAAUAAAGACUGUAUAACG
Parnassius mnemosyne (clouded apollo) is the source of this 2994-nucleotide messenger RNA. The record is from the annotation of a GenBank genome assembly. NCBI's taxonomy places the organism in Eukaryota, Metazoa, Arthropoda, Insecta, Lepidoptera, Papilionidae.